Molecule: messenger RNA, 420 nt
Organism: Spirometra erinaceieuropaei
Lineage: Eukaryota; Metazoa; Platyhelminthes; Cestoda; Diphyllobothriidea; Diphyllobothriidae
Source: the annotation of a GenBank genome assembly
AUGCCGCAGACACAAUCCCAACUACAAAUCUCUUCCGGCGUGUCCAUACUGCCAACAGACAUAACGCGUGCCGAUCUGCCACGUCGGACACCUUUGGGCCCAAUUCAAUUGGAAAACGACAACUCUACUUACCGCCUCCGGAAAUGCCUCCGUCGCCACGCCUACCACAACCCCCGCGACUGCGACCACCGCCACUCCCACCCCGCCACCCCUGAAAACACCUUCGAUGCUCUGUCAUCCGUCAUUACGAUCGCUACCGCUCCCGCCGCCAACAAUGCGAACUCGAUUCCAACCUGUCCCCAUUGCGCUCGCGCCUUCGCAUCCCGCAUCGGCCUAAUCGGCCACAUGCAAAUCCAUUGCACCGAGGCCGGUGAACCGGUGCCGCGAGAACCAACAUAUGCCCGCUGCAACUGCCCAUGA